This is a messenger RNA of Triticum aestivum (bread wheat), 3518 nucleotides long. RefSeq names its product receptor-like protein EIX2. Gene Ontology annotation, molecular function: protein binding. The record is from RefSeq and is a predicted model, not a curated record. NCBI's taxonomy places the organism in Eukaryota, Viridiplantae, Streptophyta, Magnoliopsida, Poales, Poaceae. The coding region runs from base 13 to 3063 and encodes 1016 amino acids. The transcript has a single exon.
CAUUCAUCCACCAUGCGUCGUACAAUCAAUCUUUUGCUCGCUCUCAUCAGCAUAAGCAUCUUUUCGUUCUUCACAAAUGAUGCACUACAACCCCAGCAUCCGCAUGCCCAUGGGGGUGGCUGCAUCCCGGCCGAGAGGGCCGCCUUGCUCUCCUUCAAAAAGGGCAUUACAAGCGACAGCGCCAACCUCCUCACCUCAUGGGACGGCCAAGAUUGCUGCCGGUGGAGAGGCAUCGGUUGCAACAAUCGAACUGGCCAUGUCGUCAAGCUUCACCUUCGUAGUACUAUUGUGGAGGACAACCCCUGGGGCUACUAUGAUCCAUGUGAACAUGACAAUUCUUUGUUCGGCGAGAUAAGUCCCUCUCUACUUUCCUUGAAGCAUCUAGAGCACCUGGACCUUAGCAUGAACUGUUUACCAGGGCCAAAUAGCAAAAUUCUUAAUUUACUGGGCUCCAUGAUAAACUUGAGAUACCUUGACCUCUCUGGUAUACCAUUUACCGGUAGAGUGCCUUCUCAGCUAGGAAAUCUGUCUAAGUUGCAGUAUCUUGACCUUGCCCAAACUGGUAAUUCUAUGAUGUACUCAACGGACAUCAACUGGCUGGCGAAGCUACCUUUCCUGCAGUUCCUUAGCAUGAGCGGAGUCCAGCUCUCAGGGAUACCUGACUGGCCUCAUACCCUCAAUAUGAUUCCACCUCUGAGGGUUAUUCAUCUUUCUUCCUGUUCACUUGAUAGUGCAAACCAAUCACUUCUGCACCUUAAUCUCACAAAACUUGAGAAGCUUGACCUGUCCUCAAAUGAUUUUGAGCACUCACUCACAUCUGGUUGGUUUUGGAAAGCAACAAGCUUGAAGUACCUCGAUCUUGGGGAGAACAGAUUUUUCGGGCAGCUCCCUGACACACUAGGAAACAUGACGUACCUUCAAGUCCUUGAUAUUUCACGCAAUGAGAACAAGAACAUGAUGAUGACAGGAUACUAUAAGAAUCUUUGCAGUUUGGAAAUCCUUGACCUCUCUGUUAAUAGCAUAAAUGGAGACAUAGCAGUGCUGAUGAAGAGUUUGCCGCAAUGCACAUGGAAAAAAUUGCAGGAGCUGGAUUUUAGUAUCAACAAUUUCACUGGAACUCUGCCAGACUUUAUUAGUGAGUUCACUAGGUUGAGCAUACUAUACCUCUAUUCAAACAACCUUGUUGGAACUAUACCACCACAGAUUGGGAAUAUGACAGGUCUAACCUCCCUUGCACUCUAUAACAAUCAGCUCACCGGAAGUAUACCAGCCAAUCUUGGGAAAUUGAUGUAUAUGACUGAACUUCUCCUCUCAAGCAAUCUUCUCAGUGGAACUGUACCCACUGAAAUAGGUUCUCUUAUUAAUCUGAAUUCUCUGGCCCUAAGGGAAAAUAACUUUACUGGAGUGAUCACGGAAGAACACUUCGCAAAUCUAACAAGUUUAAGGGCAAUAGACAUCUCUUCCAACAAUUUGAAGAUUGUACUGAGUUCCGAUUGGCGUCCUCCCGUUACUCUGAAGUAUGCAUCAUUUGGAUCUUGCCAGAUGGGUCCUCUGUUUCCACCUUGGCUUCAGCAGCUGAAAACCACUGGGCUUGACAUUUCAAGCAACGGUUUGAAGGACGAGUUUCCUGAUUGGUUUUGGUCUGCAUUUUCACAUGCCACAUCACUGGAUAUCUCUAACAACCAAAUAAGUGGCAGCUUGCCAGCAGAUCUGGAUCGCAUGGCUUUUAAGAAACUCGUUCUCAAUUCAAACCGGUUUACUGGCCCAAUACCUGCAUUGCCAAAUAAUAUCACAUGGUUAGACAUCUCCAACAAUAAAUUUUCAGAAACAAUACCAUCAAACCUUGGAGCCUCACUACUUGAAGUAUUGUCUGUGCAUUCAAAUCAAAUUGGUGGCUAUAUUCCAGAAUCUAUUUGCAAACUUGAAUGGUUGGUGUAUCUGGAUUUGUCGAACAAUAUUUUGGAGGGUGAAAUUCCCCAAUGUUUUGAAAUCCACAACAUACAAUUUUUUAUACUCAACAAUAACAGUUUAUCAGGAAAAAUGCCAGCAUUUUUGCAGAACAACACAGGUCUGAAGUUCUUGGAUUUGUCAUGGAAUAAGUUCUCUGGAAGAUUACCUACAUGGAUAGGAAAGCUGGUGAAUUUACAUUUUCUGAUACUGAGCCACAAUAAUUUUUCUGAUAAUAUUCCAGUUGACAUAACUGAGCUUGGGUAUCUUCGAUACUUAGAUCUAUCAGGCAACAGCUUCUCUGGUGCAAUACCUCAGCAUCUGUUGAACCUAACAUUUAUGAGAACAUUACAACAGGAAUCAGUUGGUAUGGAUGGUUCUGUUGAAUCUCAUGGAACCACAAACUUACGCACUAGCAGCAUACUGAAUGUUGAACAGCUAGGACAUAUAUUGUCAGUACAGACAAAAGGGCAGCAGCUUGUAUACUUAUUUGGCAGAACACUUGCAUAUUUUGUGAGCAUUGAUUUAUCAUGCAACUCCCUGACUGGUGAAAUUCCUACAUACAUCACUUCGCUUGCUGCACUAAUGAAUAUGAACUUAUCAUCAAACCAAUUGAGUGGAGAAAUUCCAAGCAUGAUUGGCACCAUGCAGUCACUGGUAUCUCUUGACCUCUCUCAGAACAAGCUUUCUGGUGAAAUCCCAUCGAGCUUGUCAAAUCUGACAUCUCUGGCCGCCCUGAACCUGUCCUACAACAGUUUGUCUGGAAGGAUACCCUCUGGCCGCCAACUUGACACCCUCAAUUCGGAGAACCCGUCACUUAUGUACAUCGGCAACAAUGGACUUUGUGGGCCUCCUGUCCACAAGAAUUGUUCAGGAAAUGAUCCUUUCAUCCAUGGCGAUCUCAGAAGCAGUAACCAAGAAUUUGAUCCACUGACGUUUCACUUUGGUCUUGUGCUGGGAUUUGUGGUGGGGCUCUGGAUGGUGUUUUGUGCACUGCUGUUCAAGAAGACAUGGAGAAUUGCUUACUUCCGGUUCUUCGACAAGGUGUACGAUCAUGUCUAUGUAUUUGUGGUUGUGAAGUGGGCAGGCUUCGCAAAGAAAACAGAUGAAGAAUAACCAAUUUCUCUGAAGGAGGUGGAGUUUGUGCUGCAACCUAUUGAAUGAGAGCUCUGGAAUAUUAACCAGUGUGCAAGAUCUCCAGACCAGAAGCAUAUGUUAUAUUGUGUGCCUUGUUUGCACCUCUAUCUAAAUAAAAAAUGAAGAUGCCUAUCUCUUCUGAUACAUUUAUGACUGCACUACUGUCAAAUUAUUGUGGUAAAUGUAAGAUCUUCAGAAGCAUAUGUUAUAUUGUGUGCCUUGUCUGUACCCCCUAAAUAAAGAUGAAGAUGUCUAGCUCUUCUGAUACAUUUAUGCUUUACUACUGUCAAACUAUUGUGGUAAAUGUAAGCCUUCAGUAUUGUUUAGUUAUUCCGAUACAUGUAAAACUUUACUAUUCUACUGGACUGUAAUCAUGAGAGUCUUUCCCUGAAUAAUUUCAACAGCUUUCUCCCGUGAAAGUGAGUUAAUUUUUA